Molecule: messenger RNA, 879 nt
Organism: Arthroderma uncinatum
Lineage: Eukaryota; Fungi; Ascomycota; Eurotiomycetes; Onygenales; Arthrodermataceae
Product: 21S rRNA (uridine(2791)-2'-O)-methyltransferase MRM2
Exons: 7
Coding region: 1-879 (292 amino acids)
Biological process (GO): RNA methylation
Cellular component (GO): mitochondrion
Molecular function (GO): rRNA (uridine-2'-O-ribose)-methyltransferase activity
Source: RefSeq, a predicted model, not a curated record
AUGUUGAAGCCUCUUUUCCAGAAUAGGGCGCUGUUUAGCUCUCGCUCCGCUGCAAACCAGUUCUUUCGGUCUAUAUCUUCAAAGCAAUGGCAGACCAGGCAAAACAAAGAUACCUACGCCAAGGAGGCAGGAAUGCAGGGACUGAAGAGUCGAGCUGCCUUUAAGCUAUUACAGAUCAAUGAUAGGUAUAGGUUGUUCAAAAGUGGCCAAACGGUGGUUGAUCUUGGAUACGCUCCGGGCUCCUGGUCUCAGGUGGCUGCAGAUCUCACAAAACCUCGCGGACGGAUCGUCGGAGUCGAUAUAAUUCCCGCGCAACCCCCGAGAGGAGUGUCUACUAUCCAGGGGAACUUCCUAUCUCCCCGGGUACAGCAGUUUGUGAAGGAUUUUGUCCGAGAUCCAGACCGGGGUCGACCACGGUCACAGUUAUCUCCCUCCAAAAACGAUGAAGAGCCGGCUCCGAUCCCGAACCCAGACAUGGAGGGUAACGGGGGCUAUAUUGAUUUAGAAAGAAGCUCUAGCGCCAAUAUAGCUAAGGAAGGAGAAGAAAAUAAACAGACACCAAGGAAGGCCAAAGUGGGAUCUGUCGACGUGGUUCUUAGUGACAUGUUGAUGAAUACAAGCGGCACGAAAUCUCGCGACCAUCUGGGCAGUAUGGAACUAUGUAAGGCCGCGCUCAAUUUCGCCUCUAACGUCUUAAAAGAAGGGGGCCAUUUCGUGUGCAAAUACUAUCAGGGACCCGAGGAGAAGGAAUUCGAAAACGAAUUGAAACGGCUGUUCUAUCGGGUAUACCGUGAGAAACCGGAGUCUUCACGCAGCGAAUCCAAAGAAGCGUACUUCAUCGGUAUACGAAGAAGAAGCGAAAAGCAGCAAAAAGAUUAG